Molecule: messenger RNA, 345 nt
Organism: Pieris macdunnoughi
Lineage: Eukaryota; Metazoa; Arthropoda; Insecta; Lepidoptera; Pieridae
Source: the annotation of a GenBank genome assembly
AUGGGUAGCUUAGAUAAAGGUGUUUUGACGGGAUUUAUAUGCAGAUUGUGUUCAGAAAUGCAUCGUGUAGUGCUUCAUAUAUAUGGAGAGGAAGGCAUACGAUUAUGCAUUUCCGAAAAAAUUAAUCGAUAUCUGUCAAUAAACGUAUCUCGUUCAGAUCCUUUACCUAAAACAAUAUGCAAGAAUUGCUUGGAACGUUUAGAGAACCAACAUAGACUUGUCAUGCGUAUUGAACAAGCAGCAAAUAUGCUUAAAGGCCAGAGAAGGGCCAGAGUUAGCCGAGGCUGCUAUGUGAGUGUAUGUGAUGAGUCAAAUGACCCCUCUCAAUCUCCACCUUCAGAGUAG